Molecule: messenger RNA, 4829 nt
Organism: Lampris incognitus (smalleye Pacific opah)
Lineage: Eukaryota; Metazoa; Chordata; Actinopteri; Lampriformes; Lampridae
Gene: diaph2
Product: diaphanous-related formin 2
Exons: 28
Coding region: 435-3746 (1103 amino acids)
Biological process (GO): actin cytoskeleton organization; actin filament polymerization
Cellular component (GO): actin filament; cytoplasm
Molecular function (GO): microtubule binding; actin binding; small GTPase binding
Source: RefSeq, a predicted model, not a curated record
GUGUGUGUGUGUGUGUGUAAUAGUUACCCUAUUCAGGGACACACGUGUUAAUAAUCACAGAAUAUGUGACCAACUGCCUACUACAGCAGUUACUCUAACGUUUGUGUUUACCGUGUCUUCUGUUUCUUUUCAGACCCACUUUCCUAACGUGUGAACUUGGACUUCACCACUCGGCUGAAGAGAGCCCAGGACCCUACCGCACACCUCUUAUUAGUCGACUAGCCCAUUCCCAUUUGACGUCUGGAUACUACUGAGGAAUUAUUUGGAGCAAUCCACCUUAGAAGAAAGAAAAAUCCAAACUCUUUACUCGGAUGGCAUGGCUUUUGAGAAGACCUGAACCCCGGAUGGUUUUUUAAAGUGUGCUGGUGGAGUUGACUUUUGCGGGUUAUCUAAGUAACUUUCCAAGGAACUAAGUUUUGAAAAAGAAAAAGAAAAUGGAUCAGGCGAGCGGUGGGGAGGACCCAAAUAAACCAUCUAAAAAGAAGUCUAACGAGGAUGAUGGUAAAAACAAAAAGCUGAACAUACACAUAAAAACAUUGGCUGACGACAUGCGUGACCGCAUCACCAGUUUCAGGAAGACGGGGAUGAAGAAGGAGAAACCCCUGAUACAGCACCCCACGGACCCCCUCUCCACCCAGGUGGAGCUCCCGGUGCCCCAGCCCCUCUUCGAUGAGCGCUCCAUGAACCUCUCAGAGAAGGAGAUCAUUGACCUCUUUGAGAAGAUGAUGGAGGACAUGAACUUGAAUGAGGAACGCAAAGCCCCUCUGCGUGGGAAGGAUCUGAGCACCAAGCGCGAGAUGGUGGUCCAGUAUAUCUCAGCCACUGCCAAAUCAAUAACUGGGAGCAAAGUUUCGGGUGGGCUGAGGAACAGCAAGCACGAGUGUACCCUCUCAUCCCAGGAGUAUGUCCAUGAGCUGCGCUCAGGCAUCACGGAGGACAAGCUGCUUAAUUGCCUGGAGUCCCUGCGAGUGUCUCUCACUAGUAACCCUGUCAGCUGGGUGAAUAACUUUGGUCAUGAGGGUCUUAGCCUGCUUUUGGAUGCACUGGAGAGGCUGCUGGACAAGAAACAACAAGAUAAUAUUGAUAAAAGGAACCAACACAAGCUAAUCCAGUGCUUGAAAGCCUUCAUGAACAAUAAGUAUGGACUGCAAAGGAUUCUGGGAGACGAGCGGAGCCUUUUGCUGCUUGCACGUGCGAUUGACCCGAAACAGACCAACAUGAUGACAGAGAUCGUCAAAAUCCUCUCAGCAGUUUGCAUCAUAGGAGAGGAAAACAUCCUGGAUAAGAUUUUAGCUGCCAUGACAAUCGCUGCAGAGAGGAACAACAAAGAGAGAUUCGCUCCUAUUGUAGAGGGACUGGAGAACCACGAGGCCCAGCAGCUCCAGGUGGCUUGUAUGCAGCUUAUCAAUGCUCUGGUUACCUCCCCGGAUGACCUGGAUUUCAGGAUACAUCUGCGCAACGAGUUCCUGAGAUGUGGCCUCAAGAAAAUUCUGCCAGAACUGAAAGAGACGGAGGAGCUAGACAUCCAACUGAAGGUGUUCAAUGAGAAUAAGGAGGAGGACUUCAUUGAACUCUCCCAUCGCCUUGAUGACAUCCGUGCAGAGAUGGAUGACAUGAGUGAGGUAUACCACCUCCUGUCCAACAUGGUGAAGGACACUGGAUCAGAAGCGUACUUCUUGUCGAUCCUUCAGCACCUCUUGCUCAUCAGGAAUGACUAUUACAUCAGGCCUCAGUACUACAAGGUGAUCGAAGAAUGCGUGGCUCAGGUUGUCUUACAUCGCAGUGGGAUGGACCCUGACUUUGGCUACAGUAAAAGACUGGAUGUGGACUUCACCCAUCUCAUUGAUCAGUGUGUGGAUAAAGCCAAAGUGGAAGAGAGUGAGCAGAAAGCUGCAGAGUUCUCUAAAAAGUUUGAUGAGGAAUUCAGUGCCCGGCAGGAGGCCCAGGCUGAAUCUCAAAAGAAGGAGGAGAGAAUUAAAGAGCUGGAAGGGCAGAUGCAGACCCUGCAGUCCCAGAUUGCAGCUGGUCCAGCUUCAGCCGGUCCUCCGCCUCCUCCGCCCCUGCCAGCGGGCGCCCCACCUCCACCCCCACCUCCACCACCACCUCCACCGGGCGGGUUUAGGGGUGGCCCCCCGCCCCCUCCCCCUCUCCCAGGCCAUGCUUGCUUACCCCCACCCCCGCCACCCCCACCCCCAGGUGGAGGGCCCCCACCUCCACCACCUCCACCUGGAUGUGGACCGCCACCACCCCCGCCUUUCUUCGGGGGUGUGGGCAUGCCUCCUCCACCUCCUGCCAUGCCAGUGAUCAAGCUGCCUUAUGGACUGGAGCCCAAAAAAGCCUACAAGCCUGAGAUUGUCAUGAAGAGGGUCAACUGGUCCAAGAUAGUGCCUCAAGAAAUGUCAGAGAAUUGCUUCUGGAUCAAAGUCAAAGAGGAGAAGUUUGAAAAUCCUGACCUCUUUGCUCAGCUCUCCCUCUGCUUCUCCUCGCGGACCAAAGUGAAAAAGGAUGUGGAUGAAACAGAUGACCGGAUGACGCAAUUCAAGAAGAAGGCAAAGGAGCUUCGAAUCCUGGAUGGCAAGACUGCGCAGAAUCUAUCAAUUUUCCUGGGCUCGUUCCGCCUGCCUUAUGAAGAGAUCCGGGACAUCGUGCUGGAGGUUGACGAGGAAAGACUGAGCGAAUCACUCAUCCAGAACUUGAUAAAGAACCUGCCAGAACAGAAGGAGCUGAGUGCAUUGGCGGAACUAAAGGGUGAAUAUGAAGAGCUGGUUGAGUCGGAGCAAUUUGGCAUUGUGAUGAGCUCAGUGAAGCUCCUACGUCCACGUCUCAAUGGCAUCCUGUUCAAACUUACCUUCGAGGAGCAGGUGAAUAACAUCCGGCCAGACAUCAUGAAUGUAACAUUUGCCUGCGAGGAGGUGAAGAAAAGUGAAGGUUUUAGCAAGCUGCUUGAGCUGGUCUUACUUGUUGGUAACUACAUGAACGCUGGCUCCAGGAAUGCCCAAACCUUUGGCUUCAGCGUCAACUUCCUCUGCAAGCUCCGAGACACAAAAUCCAUCGAACAUAACAUGACACUUCUUCAUUUCCUGGCUGACAAGUGCGAGGAGAAAUACCCAGAGAUUCUGAGGUUCCCUGACGAACUGGAGCACAUAGACAGCGCAAGUAAAGUGUCUGCUGAAAUCUUAAAGGGCAGUUUGAGCACCAUGGAACGUCACAUCCAGAGACUUGAAAAUGACAUCCAGAACUUCCCCAAGACAGACGACCAACAAGAUAAGUUUGUGGAAAAGAUGUCUGGUUUCUGCAAGCAUUCACGAGAGCAGUAUGAAAAGCUGUCCACCAUGCACAAGAACAUGCAGAAGCUCUAUGAGAACCUUGGCAACUACUACGCCUUUGACCCUCAUUCAGUCAGCGUGGAGGACUUCUUCGGAGACCUGGCCAACUUCCGUGCUCUCUUUAUGGAAGCAGUGAAGGAGAACCACAAGAAGAGGGAGAUGGAGGAGAAGAUCAAGAGAGCCAAGCUGGCGAAGGAGAAAGCAGAGCGCGAAAAGCAGGAGCGCCAGCAGAAGAAGAAGCAACUGAUUGACAUGAACAAAGAGGGUGAUGAAACUGGUGUGAUGGACAGCUUGAUGGAGGCUCUGCAGUCUGGAGCAGCCUUCCGUGAUCGACGAAAACGGACCCCACGCAAUGACAACCGCCGCGCGGUCCUGGAAAGGUCUCGAUCCCGCCACAACGCAAAUCCACAGGCUCGGUGAUCUCCCGCGCCUACCAGAAGACUCUAGACAAGUGCCAAAGAGGCCUGCGAGGAGGAGACCCAGAAGACUUCUAAAGGAGGGACAGACCACCGUUCGGUGUGGCUGACACACACACACACACACACACACACAUGCACAAAUACACAACUAUGUAUACAUGCAUGCACACAUACAUGUACUCUGCUCACACACACACAUGCAAACAGAGACACAGCCAGGUUUUUGCAACGAAAAUGUUUUAAAAAGCCACACAGAACUGCAGGAAUGAAGGUACAACAAUACAUCAGACACAGCACAUUCAAUAGUCAUGCUGUGCGUCUGACGUCUUACAUAUUUUUCCACUGCAUUCUCACCGCUUAAUGUGUAAAUGAGCUGUCUGAGGCUGAGGUUGAUUUAUAGGAGAAAACCAUGGGGUUUUGAUGUUAUUCUAUGGUUUUUGUUGUUUAAAUUAAAAGGCUUUCAUCGCUGAAGAAAAACGCUAUUGGUCAUAAUACUACAGUUCAUGAAAAACCAGACACUGUGCUGAGAGGAACUGUAGCAUAUUAUAUACACACCAACCAGAGGACCUUUACUGACCACACAAAGUGUAUAGGCUCUAAAAAUGAGGUGGCAUGAUCCCUUAACUGGAAGAGUUGCAUUCAGUCCCCAUGGUGGUAGAAAUACAUCCUGCUGAGGUUUCCUUGAGCAAGUCACUAAAACCCCACCAGCGUCACUGACACUCUUCUGUAGUUGUCCCUAUACGCAUCAAGCUUUCUGGAGAUUGUCAAACAAAACAUCAGGAAAAUAAAACAUUUUUUGGUUAUUGUUAUUAUUAUAAUUACAUCACUUUUUUUCUUUAGCUCAGCAUCCAGACAAUUCCUGUCACCACACAUUUUAUGUAUGAACUAUAACAUGAGUCCAGAUGAAUCUUCUCAUCACAUUACACAUCCUUGCAAAGCCACAAGAGCUGCAUCCUGUCUGUUCAAAUACUCAAGAGCAGAUUCCUCUGGGAUCGUAAUCAUACGCGACUGAAAUGUCUUUCUGGAUGAGAUGCAUUUAAUUUAUUGUUCUAUUUUACAAAUGCCGUGUGGUGCUGAGAGCUGU